AGAGCGAGAAACUCGUUGCUCUCUCUCUCUCUCUCUCCCCAAUACUCCAAGUCUCCAAUACUGGCUUGAUGGAAGAGCGAAAGGCCAAAGAGUGGGGGAGCCGCUUCCGGUUUCUGGGGCUCGGUCGAUGGAGAAGCGAGCCACGGGUUUUUCAUGGGCCAAGGACGGAUAACUAGGGUUAAGGGUUGCGGAAGAGGGUUAGGUUUUGGGGGCAGCCGCGAUUGCGAGACCUGGGGAGCCCCUGACACAGGUCAUGAUUGAAGGAAGAGACCGCUAUUUAAAACCCCCACCCUCCCCUGCACCUCUUCCCAUCCAAAAAAAAAUCCCCAAAAGCCUCUUUGUAAACCGUUUGCAACUCCCCUCCCAUUCCCUGUUCCACCGCUUUUCCUCUCCCCUUCCUUUUUUGUUCUGCGAUUCCUUCCCAAACCCUAAUCCUCAGCUUUCUUGGGAGAAAGAGAGAAAGAUAGGAGGAAAGGUAAAGAGAUAAAGGGGUUGUUGCUAUCUAGCUUGGUCAAAGAUGAUGGUGGAAAAGGAGGAUCUGGGGCUCAGCCUCAGCCUGAGCUCGUCGGAGACUCGGUUUGCUCUCCAGCUCAAUCUCAUGCCGCCUCCUCCGCCUUCCUCCUCCCCUGCGCCGCCGCAGCCGCCGCCGUUCCUGAAGUCCCAAUGGAGCGACCUCCUCGCCUCUUCGGAGAGGAGAACGAACGGGCCGCUGCUGAGGGGGAUCGACGUGAACCGGGCGCCGGCGGCGGAGCGGGAGAGCGAGGAGGAGGCGGGGGCGUCGUCGCCCAACAGCACCGUUUCUAGCGUCAGCGGGAAGCGCGGCGGCGCGGAGGAGCACGAGGCGGAGCGCGCGUGCUCCCGGGGGGUCUCCGACGAGGAGGACGGCGACGGCUCCCGCAAGAAACUCCGCCUCUCCAAGGACCAGUCCGCCAUCCUCGAAGAGAGCUUCAAAGAACACAACACCCUCAACCCUAAGCAGAAGCUGGCGCUGGCCAAGCAGCUCAACCUGAGACCGAGACAGGUGGAAGUGUGGUUCCAGAACCGAAGAGCGAGGACGAAGCUGAAGCAGACGGAGGUGGACUGCGAGUUCCUCAAGAGGUGCUGCGAGAAUCUCACAGAAGAAAACAGGAGGCUCCAGAAGGAAGUCCAGGAGCUGAGAGCUUUGAAGCUAUCGCCCCAGUUCUACAUGCACAUGACCCCUCCCACCACCCUCACCAUGUGUCCUUCCUGCGAGCGUGUCUCCAACUCCACCAAUACCGCCACCGUUUCCACACCGUCCACGGGGCCGCCGCAGCCCGAUCACCAUCCUCUCCUCCUCCACCACCACCACCGUCCGAUUCCCAUCGCCCCUGCCGCCGCCGCCCCCGUCGCCGCACCGACUCCCUGGUCCCCGAUGCCGCUUCGCCCCUCCUUUCUCGAUGCCGCGCCACAGCGUAGUUAAACUGGAUGUGGUGAAACCAAAAUCAUCAUCCUAACUAGCUGCCAUGCCGUGGUUAUUUUGGAGCUGAUGAUGGAUAUUGGUUGUAUGAUCUUCGGUGGGAGGAUGCGGUCGGAUACCAUGGAAUGAUGUCUACGUGUUCUGUCGAUGAUGAUGAUGAUGGUUGGGUGAGUGAUGGUGGAGACGCUCCGUCAGCUUUUCUUCUUUGACGGGGAAUUCCUUGGCCCAUCUUUCUCAUCAUAUUUAGUUCGAGCAGCUACACUUUUUUCUCGGGCUUUCCUCUAUUUUAAUUAUGGAAAUACUCCACGAAAUCUAAUCAGAGGAGGUGGGGGCGGUUUUCUCAGACUCUCGGUCAAAAACUCUCUCUAAAAAAAAAUUAAGAAUGAAAAAUUCUAUAUAAAUAUCAAGUUUUUUUUUCCUUCUUUAUUA
Messenger RNA from Phoenix dactylifera (date palm), 1867 nucleotides. RefSeq names its product homeobox-leucine zipper protein HAT4. Gene Ontology annotation, molecular function: sequence-specific DNA binding; DNA-binding transcription factor activity, RNA polymerase II-specific. Gene Ontology annotation, cellular component: nucleus. The record is from RefSeq and is a predicted model, not a curated record. Gene Ontology annotation, biological process: regulation of DNA-templated transcription. Lineage: Eukaryota; Viridiplantae; Streptophyta; Magnoliopsida; Arecales; Arecaceae.